This is a messenger RNA of Prorocentrum cordatum, 2019 nucleotides long. Lineage: Eukaryota; Dinophyceae; Prorocentrales; Prorocentraceae. The record is from the annotation of a GenBank genome assembly.
AUGGUUCUCCGCCUCCUGGCCGCUGCCGUGGCAGCGGCGCUGCUCGUGCCGGCAGAGGGGCUCGCGACACAAGGAUUCCUGGGCGCGGAUCGCGGGGGCCCGCUGGAGGUCGAAGAGCUCGAGAGCCAGCAGAGGUUGCACGAGAGCGUGCGCGCCUAUCUGGACCAGGCGCUCAAGUCAGACGACGGGCUGGCCGAGGAGGAGAGGACGGUCAUGGAUGAGCUCGCCAACUCGGCGCGGAUGGAGACAGUCUCCAAGGCUAAGCAGGGGCAGGAGCUCCAGAUGGUGGAGGACAUGCUGAAAGAGUUGGACGAGCUUCAGAUGCUGGACGGCUCCGAUAACGAGACUAAGCAGGGUGCCGAGAACGAGACGAACGACCUCAAGACAGCGAGGCACGUGGCGGCUGUCGCGUUCCGCAAAGCCAUCCGCAAUCAUCUCAGGAGGCCUGCCAAGGCGAAGCGCCACCACAAGGAAGGCGAGCCCGCCGAGGACCUCAGUGCGCCCGAAGAUUUGAACGCCUGGGUGCACGAGGCGAACAGGGCGGCCCAGGAGUUGGAGAAGGAGGCGAAGAACGAGGAAAGCGAUCUUGGGGAGGCCGUGCCCAAGGGCGAGGAGGAGAAGAACCUGAGGAGGGUCGCAGAUCUCAUCGACGAGGUGGACCCCAAGAACGCGUCCGAGAUGGCCGACCUCGCGGACGCGCUGGCCCAGGUCGAAAGGAGGCCCAAGCGCAAGGCGGCGCGCCGGUCCAACCAGAUAGUGUCUGCGUCGGAUGCGGAUUCGAAGAUGGUUGAGGCCAUGAGAAGUUGGAUGGCCGAGGCCAACAAGGCUUCCCAGGACUUGGAGAAGGAGGCGAAGAACGAGGAAAGCGAUCUUGGGGAGGCCGUGCCCAAGGGCGAGGAGGAGAAGAACCUGAGGAGGGUCGCGGAUCUCAUCGACGAGGUGGACCCCAAGAACGCGUCCGAGAUGGCCGACCUCGCGGACGCGCUGGCCCAGGUCGAAAGGAGGCCCAAGCGCAAGGCGGCGCGCCGGUCCAACCAGAUAGUGUCUGCGUCGGAUGCGGAUUCGAAGAUGGUUGAGGCCAUGAGAAGUUGGAUGGCCGAGGCCAACAAGGCUUCCCAGGACUUGGAGAAGGAGGCGAAGAACGAGGAAAGCGAUCUUGGGGAGGCCGUGCCCAAGGGCGAGGAGGAGAAGAACCUGAGGAGGGUCGCGGAUCUCAUCGACGAGGUGGACCCCAAGAACGCGUCCGAGAUGGCCGACCUCGGGGAUGCGCUUGCCCAGGAUAGGACUUCCCAGCGUAAGCUCAAGACAAGGGGAGAGGGUGAUGCGAAGGUGGACGCUAUGGAUUCGAAUGAUGGCGAGGCGAAGGAGAGCGAGGAGAGGCGAGGGGAGGCUGCCGCGGCGGCACUAGAAACGCCGAUGAUAGAGCAGGGGCAUCCCAGCCGCGCCAACCUACCCGAGGAGGGCUUGGCGAAGGAGGGUGAGGGGAGGCAAGCGGAGGAGGCUAUGAAGAGCUGGGUUGCCGAAGCUGAUAAGGCAACAAACGAUAUCGACAGGGAGAUCGACGAGGCGAUCGACGAGCUCAAGGAUGAGGCCCCCAAGAGCGAUGAAGAGAAGGAUUUGGAGCGGAUGCAAAAUCUCAUCGACGCGACGGAUCCGGAUAACGCAAGCGAGGUUGCGGAUUUGGCCGCGUCCUUGGCCAGGAGCGGAUCCUUUACUCGCCGCGUCGGCAAGUUCGCGGCUCCACCUGCUUCUGGCUGGUCUCAGAAAGUCGCCAAGGAGUUCUGGAGCUGGCUGAAGAGUGCGGAGACGGAGAGCAGGAGCUUGGACCGGGACCUGGACGCCUCGACGAAGGAACUCUCUGAGUACCUGAAAGGCAUGACCAGCAAGCAGGAGUUCGCGGUGCACAAGGAGCUGGAGAUGCUGGAGGAGAUCUGGGCCAAGUACGGCUUGGAGAACGAAUCGGCCACCGCGGAGGACGUGAUGGAGAAGCUGGUCGCCGACGCCCCCGCAGCGGCCUAG